GGUUAGGGUUAGGGUUUGCAUGAGGUAUCCGAUAACAUGUACAUAGAAUCACAUUGCGUUGAGUAUUAUAUAAAUACACUAUGGACAGAUAAUAUGUUACCGUCUCUCGAUGCAGACACCAGGAUCAAUUCAACACACAGACUCAGGCGAGCGACUGAGAGUUGAGUGAAUUAAUAUGGAGAGCAAGUGAAGAGAUGAGUGAUGUGUUUAAUAAAUCCACAUAAUUUAUAGACCUCAAUCUAAAGCCGUAUCACAGUAAACCAGUAGCGCUGUCCCUCGAGUGAGACGAGAACGAAAUUCAGGGUUUCGGAACCUCUCUCUCACCGGCUGCGAUGGCUGUCUGUCAACUAUCUUUUUUUUUUCCAGCUCUUUUUUCAAAAUGGCCAAAAUUUCUGGUGAUGAUUUCACUUUCCAAUUUGAAAACUUGCAAUAUGCCGAAGGCAGAAACGAGACGUGGCUGUGCCAGAUUGUGAGUGUGAACGGAGGGGAGCCAGAUUUACAGGUGUUCAAAAACGGAUACUCCGGACACGCAGAGGAAACCUGCCUGCGGAAUUCUGCGACUCAAGGUGCUGAUCAAUAUGAGAUCACCUGGUUCUUGAGCUGGAGCCCCUGUGAAAGAUGCACACCUCAAAUAAUCACAUUCGUGGAGCAGCAGCGCAAUGUAAAACUGAAUAUCUUCGUUUCUCGGCUCUUCCGCUAUGAUUCAGAACCUCAUAGGCAGGGAUUAAGAGCACUUUCACAACAAGAAAGAAUUGGCUUAAAAGUGAUGACCCUAAAGGAAUUCCAGGAAUGUUUUGAUCGAUUUGUUGGAGAAGGAAAUGGAUUUCAGGACUGGAAAGACCUGGCUGGGAACUCUGCAAUACAUACUGAGAAGCUGAACGAGAUAACUGGAGCUGAUCCCCGGCUGGUUUUUUGAAACGCCUCCCCUGCGCGCUGCGGCUGCCUGCAUGAAACACCCCGGCCGACUUCCACCGAGAAAGAGCAUCGAAACCAACAGCGCGGCACAACGGCAUGACCCGGACAAGCGGCCAGUCCGCUCUCUGCGCCUCACCUCUUAUUAUAGAGCCCGCACUGCAGCUUCAAUACCGUGCGCUUCAAAGACAGGCUGAGACGCGCCUCUCUCUUAACGUCUCUUAUUCAAUUCAGUGUGAUUCAUAUCUGUCAAUGCAUGGGUGUUCUUCUAUUAGGAGUAUUUUAACAUGUUAUGCGCUUUUAAUCGAUUAUUUCACGCAUCUAAAUCUUUUUUAAAAUCAUUG
Polyodon spathula (Mississippi paddlefish) is the source of this 1256-nucleotide messenger RNA. RefSeq names its product DNA dC->dU-editing enzyme APOBEC-3C-like. Lineage: Eukaryota; Metazoa; Chordata; Actinopteri; Acipenseriformes; Polyodontidae. The transcript has 3 exons. Gene Ontology annotation, biological process: cytidine to uridine editing. Bases 380 to 916 code for a protein of 178 amino acids. Gene Ontology annotation, molecular function: RNA binding; cytidine deaminase activity. Gene Ontology annotation, cellular component: nucleus; cytoplasm. The record is from RefSeq and is a predicted model, not a curated record.